UGCCUAGCUCGUACACAGCCUGGAUUCUCAUUGGCCUUCCUCGUGCCACAAGGUCGUGAGUCACAGCUAUUUCAAAAGCCGUUUCCAUGGGAACGUUUGCCGACUGACUUCAAAUUGCCAACAUCAACUCUUCAGUAGGCAUAGUACGCCGUACGUGGAAGGGCGGAAAGAUAUAUUCUCUCACCGGAAGGCCAGAGAAUAUACCGCUGUGAAUUUUUGUGGGAAAGCACAUUGUGGCAAAGCGAAACAUGGCAAUACUCCGCGGUAGUUCCCACCUGAUAACUUGUACCCUUGUUUUUGUUGCCAUUUCGGUGCGGCUUGGACGUGGGAGCGCCACCGAAGGUUUCACCCACCACGAGGCACUAGACGAGGCAGGGAAGUACCACCUGUUCUGGAAGUUUGACGAGGAGAAGAUUGAGUUGGAGGCGCAGGUCCAGACGACGGGGUGGGUCGGGCUGGGCCUGUCCCCGAACGGAGGCAUGGCGGGGUCUGAUAUCGUCAUCGGCUGGGUGGCAGGCGGGAAGGCGCACCUGACGGAUAGGUAUGCAGACGCGAAUGCACAGCCCAUCGUGGACGAGAGUCAGGACUGGGAGUUGGUGUCUGGGUACGAGAACGGAACUCACACAGUCCUGAGGUUCAACCGGAAACUGACGACAUGCGACACCAAGGAUCGCGUCAUCAACUUGAAUAAAGCUCCUUGA
Messenger RNA from Branchiostoma belcheri (Belcher's lancelet), 701 nucleotides. Its product is annotated as DBH-like monooxygenase protein 1 homolog. The transcript is spliced from 3 exons. Gene Ontology annotation, biological process: octopamine biosynthetic process; norepinephrine biosynthetic process; dopamine catabolic process. Bases 249 to 701 code for a protein of 150 amino acids. Gene Ontology annotation, molecular function: copper ion binding; dopamine beta-monooxygenase activity. Gene Ontology annotation, cellular component: secretory granule membrane. The record is from RefSeq and is a predicted model, not a curated record. Lineage: Eukaryota; Metazoa; Chordata; Leptocardii; Amphioxiformes; Branchiostomatidae.